Messenger RNA from Diachasma alloeum, 575 nucleotides. RefSeq lists its product as uncharacterized. The coding region runs from base 72 to 575 and encodes 167 amino acids. The transcript is spliced from 2 exons. NCBI's taxonomy places the organism in Eukaryota, Metazoa, Arthropoda, Insecta, Hymenoptera, Braconidae. The record is from RefSeq and is a predicted model, not a curated record.
UUCGAGCCCAACAGCAACAUGAUAAACUAAUAAUAUUUAUCAUUAAUCGAUUGAUUUCAUUUCUAGAACUCAUGGGGCUCAUGGAGAGGUUGUUGGGGAUUAAUCCGAGGUUGGACCUUCCGGCAACCCCGGAUGCUCCCCAUCUCCAGAGGGAAAACGGAGAGGGGGCGGAAGGGCAAGCCAAUGCAGAAAUCGGACCACUGAUGGGAACUUUGGUCCGAUUUCUGCAACAGCAGCAGCUGCAACAACAACAGCAGCAGCAACAACAACAACAGCGACAACUACAACAGCAGCAGCUGCAACGCGAGCUGUUAUUUAUGCUGGUGGCCUGUAGGCCACAAAGUCCAAGGGAUUUCCUUGGACUUUUGGGGUCAUUCCUCCAAAACCACCAACACGGGGAGAGACAGCGGGGAAACAAUGGAGGCAGGAGCCGCAGGACGUGGGGUGGCCGUCGUGGCGGGAGCGGUGGACGUGGAGGUGGCGGACGUGGCGAUGGCGGAUAUCGCGGGGAAUAUCGCGGUGGAUAUCGGGGGGGAUAUCGUGGACGAUUCCACCGCGAUAAUCAUUAUUAUUGA